AUGGAAUACUUACAAGAAUUAAACCCCCAACAAAAAAAAGCAGUUUUAGAAGAACAUAAAUUAAUUUGCGUGAUUGCGGGACCUGGUUGCGGAAAAACUAAAACUUUGAUUAGUCGAAUUAUUCAUUUAUUAACUACCAAGAAAAUUGAACCCCGGCAAAUUUUAGUUUUGACUUUUGCCAAAAAAGCCAUUAAAGAAAUCAAAAAAAGAAUUUAUCCCUACACCAGUCCAGCCCAAAAAUCAGAAUUGAAUAUUUAUAACUUUCAUUCAUUUUGUUAUUCUCUUUUAAGCAAACACGCUUCUUUAUUAGGUUUUCCCGAAAACAAAUUUCCGGUUUAUGACCGCCACGACCAAGAAAAUAUUAUCAAAAAAAUAGUCUAUGACCUUAAUUAUAAUGCGGAAAAAAAAGAAAUUGGCACCAUUCUUUCCUUAAUUGGUCGCUGGAAAAAUAGUUUUGGGGUUGACCCGUUAAACUUAACGGAAGUUGACCGCCCAAGAUACCAAAUUUACCAAGAGUACCAAAAAUACUUACAAGAAAAUCAAGCCUUGGACUUUAAUGACUUGCUAAUUUAUACUAUUAAACUUUUUCGUCUCCACCCCGAAAUAAAAAGCGAAUACCAAAAGCAAUUUGUCCACAUUUUAAUUGAUGAGUUCCAAGACGUUAAUGAUAUUCAGGAAAAAUGUCAAUUCAAUGAUAUUGCUUUCCUUUACCGGAAUAAUUAUCUUUCCAUGCGGAUUGAACAAGAAUUAAUCGCCCAAAAAAUCCCUUACGAAAUUCUCGGGGCUUUUAAAUUUAUUGAAAGAGGAGAAAUUAAAGAUGUUUUGGCUUUUUUGCGGACUAUUCUUUACCAAGAUAACCUUUCCUUAUUGCGAGUUUUAAAUCUAAUGGAUGGCAUCGGUGCUCGCACUAUUGAGAAAAUUGAAAUCAACAGCCAAAAACAAGGAGAAGGCAUUUAUCACUAUUUAAAUAAUUAUCAAAAUAUUGUCAGCCUUUCCCUGGCAGGAAAUGAAGAAAACGCGACCACGGAACAACUGAAACUUAGCCCGAAACAGACAGCUAAAAUUUGUGAAUUUGGUUACCGAGUUUAUCCUUAUGCAGGAAUAAUUAACAAUCAAUUAAUAAAUGAAAUCCACAUUGAUCCUCAUUACGAAGAAGAGCAUGGUAGUUAUAUGACUGAUGAAGUUAUUUAUAAUUUUGCUUUACGCUUGCGGUUAAAUGAUGGCGACUUCGAACCCGAAGAGAAAGAAGCAAGAGAUAAGGAAAUAUUAGAUAAAUUAACUGACCCUAAUUAUCAAGGGGGUUCAUGGGGUUUGCCAGAAAAUCCUAUUCCUUUGGAAAAAAUUAAAUACAAGAUUUGCCAGAGAAUUAUUCGUUGCAAAAGAGAAAAUAAGUUAACCGCAAAGGAUAUUGCCGAGCAAAUUGAGAUAAGCACAGCCGAAACCCAAGAUAUUUUGCAUUACCGUUUAAAUAAGUUCACUUUGGAUAGUUUAGUAAUUUACUUGGAAAAACUAACUCCUUACUGA
Messenger RNA from Entrophospora sp. SA101, 1524 nucleotides. Lineage: Eukaryota; Fungi; Glomeromycota; Glomeromycetes; Entrophosporales; Entrophosporaceae. The record is from the annotation of a GenBank genome assembly.